Colletotrichum gloeosporioides is the source of this 399-nucleotide messenger RNA. RefSeq lists its product as uncharacterized. Lineage: Eukaryota; Fungi; Ascomycota; Sordariomycetes; Glomerellales; Glomerellaceae. The coding region runs from base 1 to 399 and encodes 132 amino acids. The record is from RefSeq and is a predicted model, not a curated record. The transcript has a single exon.
AUGAACCCCCUCGACCGCUGGAGGAACUCGCCGCCCGAGGAAGAGCCGGUUUCGUUGGACGCCAUCGCAGAAGCCAUCGGUGCAUCACAGAAUCUUCCCGACCUAAGUUCUUCCAUCGACUUGACUGAGCCAGCGAGCAGGAGUCACUGCCAGACCGCACUCAGCACCGACUCCAUCAGCUCCCUCGGAUCCUCCGACCAAAGCAACUCAAGCAACUCCUCCGCACGCUCAUACGCCUCCGACUCGCUCUUCAACAUCCGGACGCAAGACGGCCGUCGCCGCAGACGGCGAAAGAACCAAAAGUACCGCAACCCGCUCGCCGCGUCCACCACCGACGGGGCAAAGCGCAUCUACCAGUGCACCUUCUGCACCGACACCUUCAAGUCGCGGUACGACUGA